Messenger RNA from Aspergillus alliaceus, 2145 nucleotides. Its product is annotated as fungal specific transcription factor domain-containing protein. Lineage: Eukaryota; Fungi; Ascomycota; Eurotiomycetes; Eurotiales; Aspergillaceae. The record is from RefSeq and is a predicted model, not a curated record. Bases 45 to 2018 code for a protein of 657 amino acids. Gene Ontology annotation, molecular function: DNA binding; DNA-binding transcription factor activity, RNA polymerase II-specific; zinc ion binding. The transcript has 3 exons. Gene Ontology annotation, biological process: regulation of DNA-templated transcription; DNA-templated transcription.
CCCAAAUCUUGCAUUCGAACGCAAAUAAACGUACUAACUAGCCAAUGGAGCUGAAAUUCCUGAUUGGCCGGGAUGGCAGAAAUAUAAAACGAGAGCACUCACGUCGAGCAUGUACGCCAUGUCGGCAGAAAAAGAAACGAUGUCUUCAUACAACAUCGGACCUUGUCGAACAAACCACAUAUACGCGCCAAGGACAGGCUCCUACAGAAAAUGAUUUUGAGAGCUCACCGCAGCCUGUUAUAGUUCUAGAUUCUCCUACAUCGUAUGUCCGUGAACAGGUGAUUACUCCGUCACCUGGAGAAAUCGAAACUCAGCGGCCACUGCUUCCAACGAGACCUGCCGCAGUAGAACCCAGAGAAGAUAUUGACGGAAAGGGGUUAGAGCCCCAUCCUUUUGUCUGCGACACUAACCCAGUCCUACACCUAUUGGAAAAUCCUGAGUCAAGACUUGAGCGAGGCAGGGGGGAGGUGGGAGCGUGGUUGCCUGAUGAGCGCAUUACCUCUCAACCUCGAUCUUCACUCACAUUCGUAGAAAAGGGUCAAAGUCACUCAACCGGAAAUGUCGGCCUCUUGCCCCCAAAGCCCAGUCAAGAGGCACUGGUCGACCUAUACUUUCGUCGUAUACAUCCAAUCUUGCCCUUACUCAACGAGGUCCAAACACGAUCGGAAUUUUUAAACAGUACAAUAUCUCUACCGCUCCUUCAAUCCAUUUGCCUUGUUGCCUCCAAGGACCGACGCGCUGUGCCUUUUCUAUAUCUGGACUCGGACCGGACAUUGUUGCCGCUUGAAAGGUUCGGUGAAUUAAUGUACGAUGAUAUCAUGAGAACCAUGCCCAGGAGGGAAGAGAGAAAGAGGGUUCUUACAAUACAGAUUCUCGCUCUGAUAUCGCUUCAUGAAUGGGGGCCCAAUGGAUCCGAAGAUUGCUCCUUAAACCUGGCUCAAGCGGUUCAUCAUGCCCAGAUUAUCGGAUUGCAUUUAGCAAGGCCCGGAAAAGAAUGGGACAUCCAUAUGAAGUCCUUAUUCUGGUGUUUAUGGAGCCUUGAUAGAUGGAGCGCUGCCGUCAAUGGAAGGGCUAUUAUACUUCAUGAUUGCGAUAUAGGCCAAGACGUGACCGAUAUCAUCCAAGUAUUCCAGCCGCCAUUCCGUCUUUGGCUUCUGCUUGCUCAUCAACUUGGGGAAGUGAUUAAGUCUUACCGGCCAAUGGUGCGUGGAGCUUGUGACCAAGAUCUCGAGCUACCUACCUUUGAGGAAGUUGUUGAGCGCUCUAAUGCGUGGAAUGUGAGCACUGAAGUUCUUAGUUCUCUUGAACUUUAUCAUCAUGCAAUUGUCAUUCUUUCUACACAUUCAAAAGGCUUGCAAGGUCGCUCCCAUUCACGCAUGUCGAAGAUUCGCCAGAGCCACUCGACUUUAGCGAUUGCGGCCUUGAGCCGUAAAACACGGAUGGACAAUCUUUUACCGAUAUCUAUCUCGGCAUACACCUUAUCACUUGCCUUGUCAAUCACUUAUAUCCAUUUCAAGGAGGCGAAAUUGCCAAGUGCCCAAGUCGUGGCAAAAGACAAUUUUGAGUUCUUCUAUGAGUGUCUUACCGCAUUCAGGAAAACUUGGUGGUUAGCAGCUGUGAUGAUGAAGCUUGGUAGGCAGGGCUUAGAUGGCAUGCAACAACGACUCGCACAAGAACAAUCUGAUCGAUCUGUAUACCAUACAGCCUGGUCCAAUGCGGAGUCUACGGCUCAACCUCCACUGGUUAGUCAGGGUGCCUCGGAGACUGAUGGUACGACUUCAAUCUACUCUGGCGGCUCUCAAAAUAUUCAGGAGUCUUAUAGCGACCGAAAUACAAGUUAUCCCUCCGAUUUCGGAAACAGCUUGGGAAAUCCUGCCUUGCCAUCUACUGGAGAAGACUUCUUCGAUGUGUUUUUGGAGAACUUUGCAGACGUCAACUUCCCCACCGUUUCGGGCGAUCAGUUAUUUUGGGACUCUAACUUACUACCAGGUGAUUGGUCUGCACUUUCAGCAUCUUAGGUUGACAAUAACCUAGUCUUGCGAAAAUCGAUCUCCUAGUUUUUGCUGUCCUCGUUGCUUCGGACUUGUAGUGCUAUUUGCACUACGUAAUUACUCAAAUGCGUGGCCUGCUAUAGAUUAGGCAAAG